GUAGAGAUGGGGUUUCACCACGUUGGCCAGGCUGGUCUCGAACUCCUGACCUCGGGUGAUCCACCCACCUUGGCCUCCCAAAAUGGUGGGAUUACAGGCUGAGCCACCGUGUAUGACCUUUUUUUUGGGGGUGGGGGAAUGCAGUCUCAAACGUCACCCAGGCUGGAGUGCAGUGGCACGAAUUUGGCUUACUGUAACCUCCACCUCUAAGGUUCAAGCGAUGCCCAAGGCUCAGCCUCCCGAGUAGCUGGGAUUACAAGCGCCUGCCACCACACUUGGCUUUAAAUUUUUUUUUUCUUAUUUUUAGUAGAAACGAGGUUUCACCACAUUGGCCGGGCUGGUCUCAAACUCCUGAGCUCAGGUGAUCCGCCUGCCUCGGCCACCCAAAGUGCUGGGAUUAUGGGCGUGAGCCUCCGCACCCGGUCCAGAUAAUUUCUUUAUGGCCACUUUUUUCACAGAAAGGUAGAAAGAGAGGGAGUUAAGAGUAGUAUUUUUAGGUUUUAUGGCUGACUUUGGAGAAAGGGGGUUCCCGUUUGAAAUUCUGGAGUUUCUAUGGCCAGCCUCAGAGAAUCAGAUCAGAGACUGGGAAGAGGUCAGAGGGAACCUGCCUCUGAGGCUGCCUCAGGGGCCUUCACUUUGUGGUUUCGUUUUCAGAGCCCCAACAGGAGCAAGCCAUGCACCUAGCUGAAGGAGACAGGCCCUCACAGAGCUCAGCUCAUAAUGAGUGGUCAAUAAAAGCUUGCUGAGUGAAGGUGUGUGUGGCCAUGAAUGGCCUAGGCCAACAGUGAAUAGAGGAAUGGGACAGCGUCCUUAGGACUCUGACCCUAACUUCCGGGAAAGUAAAUCAACGUUCAAGACGUACUGGCCAUCGGACCCCCCAGCCGCCGCCAUCAGCGGGUGCCUGUUUUGCAGGCUGCUAACCCGGGGCCCCGGGGCUGGGGCACGUUUGUUGCCCACGGUAGCUAGCCCCACUGCCCUUCGGCCUGGACGCGGUCCUGUGCUGCCACCUGCCUCCGAGAGGCAGAGAAAGUGGGAGGACUGGGCCAGACACCUUCCCGCCAGAAGCCCUGCCCGGUGCGGAGAGGCGCCCGGAGUCCAGGGAGCUGCGCGGGGCGGGUGGAACGCCCCGGGCCUACCCCGCCGACUGCCUUCAUUCACCAUCUCGCGGGCGCCUUUCCUCUCUCCCGCGGCGUGGGUGCCUUCGCCGACCUCCGGAACUCGGCUGCUCCUGCGCGCGGUUCCCUGACGGCUGCCGCAGCUGCCGGAAGCGGAAGUGCUCCGUGGAGUGCACUAGGCGCAUUCUAGUGGCGGCGACCGAGGCGGCGAAGGAGCCCGCCAUGGAGCACGUGACGGAGGGUUCCUGGGAGUCGCUGCCAGUGCCGCUGCACCCACGGGUGCUGGGCGCGCUGCGGGAGCUGGGCUUCCCAUACAUGACGCCGGUGCAGUCUGCAACCAUCCCUCUGUUCAUGCGAAACAAAGAUGUGGCUGCAGAAGCGGUCACAGGUAGUGGCAAAACACUCGCUUUUGUCAUCCCCAUCCUGGAAAUUCUCCUGAGAAGAGAAGAGAAGUUAAAAAAGAGUCAGGUUGGAGCCAUAAUCAUCACCCCCACUCGAGAGCUAGCCAUUCAAAUAGAUGAGGUCCUGUCGCAUUUCACGAGGCACUUCCCGCAGUUCAGCCAGAUUCUUUGGAUUGGAGGCAGAAAUCCUGGAGAAGAUGUUGAGAGGUUUAGGCAACAGGGUGGGAACAUCAUUGUGGCCACUCCCGGCCGCUUGGAAGACAUGUUCCGAAGGAAGGCAGAAGGCUUGGAUCUGGCCAGCUGUGUGCGAUCCCUGGAUGUCCUGGUGUUGGACGAGGCAGACAGACUUUUGGACAUGGGAUUUGAGGCAAGUAUCAACACUAUCCUGGAGGUGUUGCCAAAGCAGAGGAGAACAGGCCUUUUCUCAGCCACUCAGACGCAGGAAGUGGAGAACUUGGUGAGAGCGGGCCUCCGGAACCCUGUCCGGGUCUCGGUUAAGGAGAAGGGCGUGGCAGCCAGCAGCGUCCAGAAGACCCCCUCCCGCCUGGAAAACUACUACAUGGUAUGCAAGGCAGAUGAGAAAUUUAAUCAGCUGGUCCAUUUCCUUCGCAAUCAUAAGCAGGAGAAACACCUGGUCUUCUUCAGCACCUGUGCCUGUGUGGAAUACUAUGGGAAGGCUCUGGAGGCGCUGGUGAAGGGUGUGAAGAUUAUGUGCAUUCAUGGAAAGAUGAAAUACAAACGCAAUAAGAUCUUCAUGGAGUUCCGCAAAUUGCAAAGUGGGAUUUUAGUGUGCACUGAUGUGAUGGCCCGGGGAAUCGAUAUUCCUGAAGUCAACUGGGUUUUGCAGUAUGACCCUCCCAGCAGUGCAAGCGCCUUCGUGCAUCGCUGCGGUCGCACGGCCCGCAUUGGCCACAGGGGCAGCGCUCUGGUGUUCCUCCUGCCUAUGGAAGAGUCAUACAUCAAUUUCCUUGCAAUUAACCAAAAAUGCCCCCUGCAGGAGAUGAAGCUCCAGAAAAACACAGUGGACCUUCUGCCAAAACUCAAGUCCAUGGCCCUGGCCGACAGAGCUGUGUUUGAAAAGGGCAUGAAAGCUUUUGUGUCGUAUGUCCAGGCUUAUGCAAAGCAUGAAUGCAACCUGAUUUUCAGAUUAAAGGAUCUUGAUUUUGCCAGCCUUGCUCGAGGUUUUGCCCUGUUGAGGAUGCCCAAGAUGCCGGAAUUGCGAGGAAAGCAAUUUCCAGAUUUUGUGCCUGUGGACAUUAAUACAGACACUAUUCCAUUUAAAGAUAAAAUCAGAGAAAAGCAGAGGCAGAAACUCCUGAAGCAGCAAAGAAAAGAGAAAACAGAAAAUGAUAAGAGGAGAAAAUUCAUAAAAAAUAAAGCUUGGUCGAAGCAGAAGGCCAAAAAAGAAAAGAAGAAAAAAAUGAAUGAGAAAAGGAAAAGGGAAGAGGGUUCUGAUACUGAAGAUGAGGACAUGGAAGAACUUCUCAGUGACACAAGACUCUUGAAAAAACUUAAAAAAGGCAAAAUAACUGAAGAAGAAUUUGAGAAGAGCUUGUUGACAACUGGCAAAAGAACAAUCAAGAUGGCAGAUUUAGGGAUCUCAGAUUUGGAAGAUGACAGCUGAUUCCAGUGCCACAGAUGAACCCACAAAGGCAUAGCGAUGCCUUAACUUGGUGGAUGGCUCCAGUUUGCUUUCGGUGGAAAUCAAAACUUCAGGAGGCAUCUGAGAAGAAUCACAUGUCUGAAAGCCGUCCUUUCAGACUAGAGGGAAAUGAGGGAUUUCACAAUUGUGAAUAUUUUACUAAAAACCGUCUGGUCUUGGCCAAAUGUGGUGGCUCUUGCCUGUAAUCACAGCACUUUGGCAGGCAGAUCACUUGAGCCCAGGAGUUCAAGACCAGCCUGGGCAACACAGUGAGACCCUCUCAUUAAAAACAAUAAAACAAAACAAUUACAGUCUUGAAAUAGUCUAACAAAAGAAAAUGCAAAAUUAUUUGAGUAUAAAUAGAAGUCAAUAUUUAUCAUGAUGGGUCACACAGAUAUAUAUGCACAUUAAUAAAUAUAUAUGAGCUUUUUCUGAGGCAAUUAUUUAUUUAUUUAUUUUUUUUUUGAGACAGAGUUUCGCUCUUGUUACCCAGGCUGGAGUGCAAUGGCGCGAUCUCGGCUCACCGCAACCUUCGCCUCCUGGGUUCAGGCAAUUCUCCUGCCUCAGCCUCCUGAGUAGCUGGGAUUACAGGCACGCGCCGCCAUGCCCAGCUAAUUUUUUGUAUUUUUAAUAGAGACGGGGUUUCACCUUGUUGACCAGGAUGGUCUCAAUCUCUUGACCUCGUGAUCCACCCACCUCGACCUCCCAAAGUGCUGGGAUUACAGGCUUGAGCCACCGCGCCCGGCCUUAUUUAUUUAUUUUUAAACAUAAAGAUACUAAAGUAUACUUGA
Molecule: messenger RNA, 3949 nt
Organism: Callithrix jacchus (white-tufted-ear marmoset)
Lineage: Eukaryota; Metazoa; Chordata; Mammalia; Primates; Cebidae
Gene: DDX55
Product: DEAD-box helicase 55
Molecular function (GO): RNA helicase activity; nucleic acid binding; ATP binding
Source: RefSeq, a predicted model, not a curated record